CUUUACAGUUUAAAUGUCAAUAUAACUAGCAGUGCGCAGUCAUUGAUUUGUGUUUUCAUUGUCUUUCUCUGGUCAUAACAAAUAAAAGAAAAGAAAUUCAAUGUAAAAUCUCUAUGUAUUCUUAAGCAUCUCUAAAAAAUAUUCUUCGAGUGUAUAAAUUAAUGUUCCAUAUUGUGUUUCGUGUUUGUGUUACACCAUAAUAAUCCUAACUUCUUGAAUGUCAUACGCAGUUCGUGUUACUGUUUUUUUAAAUGUCUGUAUCUUUGUGUGUUUUACGAAUUGAAAUUGACGAAGAUCUGCCAGAGAUGGCUAAUAAUCUUGCCGAAGUCGAACAUGCCCAAGAACAAAAGAAGAAGGAUCGCGGGGCUCGGGAAUCAAAAACUAUCACAGUAGAAACAUAUGCUAGUGUAGUUUCUGGUCGAUCUUCCGGAACUGGUAUACUGCCAACCAGCUCGCGCAGAUCUCCACCUGAGGCUAGCAAUGACCGAGAAACCAUCAGCUUCUUCUGUGGAAAUCCCCUCGUUGAAGUUACAAAGGGGGUCUUACAUUUGUAUAAAGAAAAUGAGUUAAAAGAAACUGAAGAGGCCAAGACCCUCUGUCUCCUGUCGGUUCCCGGUGCGCUAGGAGCUGCUGAUCUCUUAGCGUUUGCGGCUGCAUGCCAACAGGACAUUUGUCACGUGAGAGUACUAAGAGACGGCUCGCCAGAUCAUUACAUGGCUUUGUUUACAUUCCGCACGUACGAUGCUGCCCGUGAGUUCCACACAGCUUUUUCGGGUGUUCCGUACAGUAGCCUGGAACCUCAGGCCCUGUGCCACGUGGCUUGGGUCUCCAGGGUUGAGUACGCUCGCUCGGGGACUCCGCCACCCGCACACACCGAGCUGCCCACCUGUCCCGUCUGCCUCGAGCGUAUGGACGAGAGCGUGGCUGGUGUCUUGAGUGUACAGUGCUCGCACUCCUUCCACGCGGACUGUCUCGUACGUUGGAGUGACGCCCGCUGUCCUGUCUGCCGCUGUGCACAAACACCAGAGCCAAGGGAGAGAGCUGUCUGUCUUCAGUGUGAAAUCGAGGGAGGGCCUAUCGAGGAGGGGGGCCCCAUGGGUGAGGGGGAGGGAGCAGGGGAGGCGCUGGAAUCGUAUGGCUCGCUCUGGAUCUGUCUGAUAUGUGGACAUGUCGGCUGUGGAAGAUAUGAGAAAGGGCAUGCAGCUAAACAUUUCCUUGCCUCGAACCACACAUACGCACUUCAGCUGGGUUCAAACCGAGUCUGGGAUUAUGCAGGUGAUAACUUUGUUCAUCGUCUAGUCCAGAAUAAGGCGGACGGUAAGCUAGUGGCGGCUGAGGGUGGUGUCGGCUCUGACGCUGGAUGCCAUGAGAAGUUGGACUCCGCACAGCUGGAGUUCACAUACAUACUGACACACCAGCUGGACAGCCAACGGGCCUAUUAUGAGGAGAAGAUUAAUAGACUGGAAAUUGAACACCGUGCCACGACCGCGGCUGGUGUACGUCGAGCUGAGACCGCCGAGUCAGAGGUCAGCGAACUUAGGUUGAAACUUAGCAUUCUCACCAGGGAACACGUGGCCGUCGAGAGGCGGAUGCAGAGCCUAGCCAAUAAGGUAACGACACUACAAACUGAGCUGCAAGAAGAGCGCGGGCUGGCUUCAGCGCUGGCGUCCUCGCACAAACAGUGGCAGGAACAGGCGAGGAAAACGGAGGAGGCUCUCACUAAAGAGGUGAGCGAGCUGAAGGAAGAACUCAGGGAUGUGAUGUUCUUCGUGGAGGCGCGUACGUCGCUGGCAGCCGCAGCGCCAGCCGAGGAAUUAGCUGAAGCUACAGUCACCGUCGCACCGGCCAAGCCGAGACGCAAGCGGCGAUAGAUUAUACAAAUGACACCACAGAUUACGUAACAAAACGGGACACGACAGAUUUUAUUAACACAAGUGACACACUACAGAUUACGUAACAAAAUGGCACAGCACAGAUUUUAUUAUAUAAAUGACGCACCACAGAUUAUAUAUCAUUACAAGAGAGAUAUACAGCUAACGAAGAUUAGCCGAGCGCUCUCAUAAGAAGCUCACAAGGCGAUAAGUUACUGUGUUUUACUAGCUAGUAUACAGAUACGAGACGGUUACAUGUCAAACAAUAUAUUUUAGACACGUAGAGAAAAAUUAAUGUUUUACAUACAUGAUUAUAAUGAAUACAGAGUAAUCAACAUAUUUAUAUAGAUUUAAAAUUAAUUUUUAUAUAACUAUCUAUUUGCCUUCGCUUGAAUUGUGUAAAUGAAAAAAUAAUUUUCCAUUUAAUUAUGGGACAUAAAAUGCUAUAAAUGUCUGUACCAUUAUUAUAUAGAUAAUAAAUUUAAUAUAAAACUGUAUUUACAUUUAGAUCAGGUUGAACAUAACUUCGUCCGUUAUUAGCCAAAGUAAGCUUUCGCGAAUCGCACGGCUAAUCAAAAAUAUAUUACUUUAGUAGAAAUAUUGAGUCCAAAUAGACUCUCUUAAACUAACUUUCAUUACUACUACAUUUAGGGCGCAUUUUCAUUGGUCGAUAAGGCCCGCAUUCGGGGUGCGGGAGAUUUCUGUAACGCAUGCCAUAGGGCCCACAAAGAGUUUAUCGUUUUCACUGGUCGUCAGAGCCCGCAUACGGGGUGCGGGUGAUUUCUAUAACGCAUGCGAAUUCCGUUAUUCCGGAAUGCGGAUAUCACCCGCACACGUUUAAUCGACCGAGUUAUCGACCAGUGGAUUUCAUUGGUUGUUAGCUCGCAUGCGGGUACUCCCCGCAAUCGGGCUAACUACCGACUUAUCGACCAAUGAAAAUGCGCCCUUAAGUUGUGUAAUUUAUUACUUUCAAUUCUUACUUAGCAAAUUAUAAAAUGUUUGUCUUAGCGUGAUAAUAUAACUGAUGGUAAGCGCAGUUUUAUUAAUUAUGAUAGAUUAUAAUUCUUUGUUGUGUUUAUAAAAACCUAAGUGAUCGCUUCAUUUUUCAAAUAAAACUUGUAAUAUGCUGUGUACUUGUAUAUAAGAAUGUCAAAUAAAACAAUAAAAAAAAUAUACUUUA
Molecule: messenger RNA, 3051 nt
Organism: Danaus plexippus (monarch butterfly)
Lineage: Eukaryota; Metazoa; Arthropoda; Insecta; Lepidoptera; Nymphalidae
Product: BRCA1-associated protein
Exons: 11
Coding region: 252-1871 (539 amino acids)
Biological process (GO): Ras protein signal transduction; protein ubiquitination
Cellular component (GO): cytoplasm
Molecular function (GO): zinc ion binding; ubiquitin protein ligase activity
Source: RefSeq, a predicted model, not a curated record